This is a messenger RNA of Rhizophagus irregularis DAOM 181602=DAOM 197198, 1332 nucleotides long. The record is from RefSeq and is a predicted model, not a curated record. NCBI's taxonomy places the organism in Eukaryota, Fungi, Glomeromycota, Glomeromycetes, Glomerales, Glomeraceae.
UUUAACCCCCAUCUUAGUUUUACAUACAAAAUAUAAAGUCCCUCUGGGAGGAAUUUUAUUUUUGUACUCUAUAAUUCAAAUCAUAAUACUUUUUUUUUCUUCUCUAUUUUUUAUUAUUAAUUUAUAUUUUUUUAAUAUCAUGAGGUUUUACAAUAAAUUGUGGGCCCGUAUAACUGAAUCACGAUGGACCAUUUCAUAUAUAAGUUUCGCGGUGUUGCAAAUGAUAAUAGCAAUAGUAAUAGAAGCUAUAAUAUUACAAAAAAAUGAAAACAGUUAUGGAACAUUGACGACGUAUAUGGGUGAUGACGAUAAAGAGAACUUUGAAAAGAUUGUGUACAAAAAAUAUACGUAUACUCAAUAUAGUAAACAAUUCCAGUCGAUUAUACAUGGAAAUAUAUGGUUUAUGGUGUUUGAAGCCUUCCUUACAGCUUUAUGUUUUUCUUCGAAUACUAUUGAAGUAAUAUCAAUUGCAAUCAUAAAUGUAUGCUUAAUAUUUUUUGCGGGAGUACAAAUUUACCAAAGUAAUAAGUGGAUUAUUCGAGUUAAUUCACAAAUUGAAUUGGAUCUUAAGGAAAUAUCUUUAACUAAAGAUGUUAUUCCAUGGGAAGCACUUCAACUUGUAUUAAUGAUAGGUUUUACUUCCGCUUCGAUAGUUUUUGGAUACAAAUUAUAUAAGCAAUUUGGCUGGAAUAUCUACAAAGAAAUAGGUGCAAAUAUACAGAUGCAAAUGUUCCUUUUGCUACUAAAGUUAGAUCUACUUCUCUUGAUGGGGUUUCAAAUUCUUAAUUUAGUUUUCUUGUUCAGUGAUGCGGAAGAAGAUCAAACCACAACUAUAAUCAUCCAAAGUAUUAUGGUUGCAAGUGUUAUCCCAAUAGUCGGGUUAGCAUUAUGGGGGGUUCGGAGAGAAAAUCAAGUAGCCAUGUUCAUUUUUGCAGUGGCUUCUGUAGCUACUAUAGUGAAUUUUAUUUAUAUUUUAGCUAAGUUUAUCAUUAACAGAGAUGAAUACUUGUUAACAUUAUUGGAUAUCCUCGGUAUCUUAAUAACUAUAAUGUCAAUGGUGAUUGCCUAUUUAGCAACGCGUAAUUUCGAUCGUGGUUUGAAGAAUCAUUUUCAAAAAAGAGAUCAUGAAGAUGCUGUCAAUUUGGAAGCUUGCGGUGGUCAAGGACAGCGAAAACGGUUUUCAAUCGACGAUUAGCUUUUUAUGAUUGCUAAUUGAAGGUAAUAACUUUAAACAAUCUUUUUACCUAUUUACGUUUAGAGAUGAAUACUCACUUUUUAUCACAUUUUGUAAUACUAUAUUUGAUUUUUAAAGAAUUUUUUUUUUUUUUUUUU